Molecule: messenger RNA, 816 nt
Organism: Stylonychia lemnae
Lineage: Eukaryota; Ciliophora; Spirotrichea; Sporadotrichida; Oxytrichidae
Source: the annotation of a GenBank genome assembly
AUGAAAUAUCACACUGUUUAGGUAAAUAAUGAUGGAGUUAUAAUUUUUACGGGAUUUUAAAAGACAUAAUCUUUAUCUAAUGAUUAUGGAGGAAAGGUUUACCAUUUUUCAGAACAGUUGCAUGAUUAAAUUCAAUAUGAAAAAUCAGGGCAAAAAUAAGUGGCUGGUUGGCUCUAACUUUACUUGAGGAAAAAAAAAGAAGUUGAAGGAGAAUUUUGGCCAUUUAUAUUUAAAAAUUAGAAACUAUAAAAAAGUCCUAAAAUCAAAGCUGACUGGGAUAAAUGGCAUUAUGAAGAAGAAGAAAAAGAUAUGUUGAAUGAUUUUGACCCUGAUAAACUCAUUGAUUUAAUGAAGAAAAAUGGAGAGUGGGACGAAGAGGAUGAUGAAAUCUAUGGUCCUGAAACUAUUAAAUAAAUGUAAUAGGAUUAAGAUGAGGAAAAUGAAGAUAAAUAUGAUAAAAAUAAAAAGCAGAACCCUGAAGAUGAGAAUGAAUAAGAUUCUGAUGAAUAAGAAGAAAAUAAUCAAGAAGAUAUAAAUGAAGAAUAGUUAUACAAGAAAAGGCAUAAAAGUAAGAAAUCUAAUCAGUAAAGUUUUAUGGAUAAACUAAUGAGUGGUGCUCCACCUGAUGAUGAUAAUGAUAAAGUAGACGAUAAAGAGGAUGAUAACGACGAAUUUUUAUAUGAAAAAUAUCUUAGAAGUGGAGGGUAUUUAGGUAUAAAGAGAAAACCUUAGACUGAAGAAGAAUUAGAAAGGCAACUAUUAGAUGAAGAUCAGUUAAUAUUUGCGCCUAAAACAAUAAGAUAAAGAAUUAAUUGA